UAGCUUUACGGCGAUAAGAUUAUCGUAUCGGUUCGAUAAUUACAUUGGCGAUUGCUCGUUCGCGAGGAAUCUUUCGUCAGUGGUAAAUUAGUCGGCGACUAAAGGCGAAAAUGUUAUUAUUCUUCCGGUUGGUUUUCGUGAUAUGCACCGUGUAUUCGAUUACGAUUCCCGAAGAUAAAUCUGGGACCAAAAAGAAACUGUCCACGCCCGGAAUUAAGACGAUUCAAUGGCAGGAACAGGAGCAGCAGGUCCCGCAGGCUGGGAAGCACGAUUUGUUUCAGAUAAUUGAAGCGGAGCACACGCACCAACAGGAAGUGGAGCAGUUCGAGCAGGAGUUUGCGUCGAGUAAUGUGGCGCAACAGAGCGUGCACCCGAAACAACCCGAGGCGUACUCAAAGUGUCCCAAGUUGUUGACGGGGCCCGUGCCAUUUGCGUCCUCUUGCAGCCAGUUUUUAAACUGCUACAAGGGGCGGGGGUUCGUGCAGAACUGCGCUCCUGGCACCCUUUUCAACGCGUACACGCUCGAAUGCGAUUACGCGUCGAAAGUCGAAUGCCUUUACGAACCGGAAGACGAUUACACCCAGCAAACCCUUACGAAGCUCAAGCUGAAAACGGGCUGCCCCGCUGGAUUCUCCGGCAUUGUACCCCAUCACUACGACUGCGCCAAGUUUAUCAACUGCGACAAUGGUAAAGAGAUUGUGAUGAAUUGCGGCCCAGGUACGCUGUUCAACUUGAAGAUCAACAGUUGCGACUUCCCCUACAACGCGGAGUGCGCCAGCUGGAGCAGCCAGUUCGAACCAAACCAGGAGACACACGAGGAACUCCAUUCCGAUUACCAAAGGCCCCCGCCCGUCUACACUCAUUACGAACACAAACCCAAAUGUCCAAAGGACGUGGUCGGGCUCCACCCCCACCCCACCGAUUGCUCGAAAUUUUUGAAUUGCGCCAAUGGGCAAACGUUCAUUCAGGAUUGCGGACCGGGUACGGUCUUCAACCCAAAUCUAAAGGUCUGCGACUUCCCCUAUAACGUCGACUGCGAAACGCAUGAGGAAUACCGCCCUGACAUUGACGUUAGAAACGAACAGAAGGGCGCCGAGAGUACACGAGAGGAAACUCUGAUCUGCCCCCCUAACGCGUACGGCCUGUACCCAUAUCCUCACGUGUGCUUUAAGUUUAUCAGUUGCGUUGACGGGGAGACGACCAUUCUCGCGUGUCCCAAGGGCCUGGUUUUCAAUAUAGCGACGAGAGAGUGCGACUACACCUACAACGUGGACUGUUCCAGAAAAGGAAUGACGAAUGUUUGGGCCAUCGGCCAGCAACAGAAAUGGAAUCAGCAAGGCAACGCCCAAGGAACUACUGAUCAAGGGUAUAAUCAAUGGAAUCAAGGUGGUUUUAACCAAAAUACUGAUCAGUGGAAUUACGGAAAACCAGGGGGUCAACAACAGACUGCGGGUCAAGGUGGUUAUAAUCAAAUUGGAGACAAUUCUCAACAAAGCACAGAUCAAGUGUUUAAUCAAUGGAACCAGAAACCUACAGGUCACGGACAAACCACUGAUCAAGGAUACAAUCAGUGGAAUCAGAAACCUACAACUAACGGAAAACCAGGGGGUCAACAACAGGCUACGGGUCAAGGGGGUUAUAAUCAAAUUGAAGAAAAUUCCCAACAAAGUACAAAUCAAGGGUUUAAUCAAUGGAACCAAAAACCUACAGGUCACGGACAAACCACUGAUCAAGGAUACAACCAGUGGAAUCAGAAACCUACAACUAACGCAAAACCAGGGGGUCAACAACAGGCUACGGGUCAAGGGGGUUAUAAUCAAAUUGAAGAAAAUUCCCAACAAAGUACAAAUCAAGGGUUUAAUCAAUGGAACCAAAAACCUACAGGUCACGGGCAAACCACUGAUCAUGGAUACAACCAGUGGAAUCAGAAACCUACAACUAACGCAAAACCAGGGGGUCAACAACAGGCUACGGGUCAAGGGGGUUAUAAUCAAAUUGAAGAAAAUUCCCAACAAAGUACAAAUCAAGGGUUUAAUCAAUGGAACCAAAAACCUACAGGUCACGGGCAAACCACUGAUCAUGGAUACAACCAGUGGAAUCAGAAACCGACAACUAACGGAAAACCAGGGGCUCAACAACAAACUACGGGUCAAGGUGGUUACAAUUACAAUCAAAAUGUGGACAAGACCCAACAAAGCACAGAUGAAGGGUUUAAUCAAUGGAACCAAAAACCUACAGGUCACGGACAAACCACUGAUCAAGGAUACAACCAGUGGAAUCAGAAACCUACAGCUAACGGAAAACCAGGGGGUCAACAACAGACUACGGGUCAAGGUGGUUACAAUCAAAAUGUGGACAAGACUCAAGAAAGCACAGAUCAAGGGUUCAAUCGAUGGAACCAAAAACCUACAGGUCACGGACAAACCACUGAUCAAGGAUACAACCAGUGGAAUCAGAAGCCUACAACUAACGGAAAACCAGGGGGUCAACAACAGACUACGGGUCAAGGUGGUUAUAACCAAUUUGGAGGCAAUUCCCAACAAAGUACAAAUCAAGGGUUCAAUCAAUGGAACCAACAAAAUACCGGCCAGAGUCAGAGACCAAAUUCCGGACAGGUCAAAGGCCAAAAAAACCAAAAGCUGAAGCAAGACAAUCAGAACGAAAUCGACGGUUCAAAACCGCAACCCCCGAAGCCUUUCGUCAAUUUCAAAUUUAAGGACACCUGCUCGAUCUUGGACUUCUACUGUACGCCGACCCAGUGCAUACCGAAGGGCAUGCAUUGCGACGGCGUCGUCGACUGCCCGAACGGCGACGAUGAGAAGGACUGCGACUCGAUGCUCAAUCAGUUCGCGGCGAUUCCCAAUCACAUUCUGGCGGUGCGCGAGAAGGAGAAGUUCUACAACGUUAGCAUGUUGAACUGCGCGCGCAGCUGUCUCGACAGCAAGGGGUUCCAGUGCAGGUCCUUCUCCUACAGGAGAGACGACGGGUGUUGUUUUCUGAGCGACGGCAACGUCGGUACGACCGGCGCCCUCAUUCUUUCCUACGCGUACGACUACUUCGAGAUGAACGCGCUCUCGAUGAACUGCAGUAACCUCCACGUGUGCCCGAACAAGAAGUGCAUCGCGAACAAGCAGAUUUGCGACGGUGUCAACGACUGCGGGGAUCGUACCGACGAGAAGGGUUGCAGCGCCAAGGCGUUCGGUUACGAAGUCAGGCUCGCCAACGGAAAGACGAAAGACGAAGGAAGAUUGGAAAUUAAAGGUAGGUAUUGGACGGAGUGUAAGCGGAAAAUUAAAAUACACACUUGCUUUUUGAGCAAAUGCCCUAAAAAAACUGGUUGCCGUUACAGUACCCCCUUCAAAUCGUAAAAUUAGAACGCGUGCACUGUUUCCGAGGUAGCUUAUUGUUUCGUUGUUCCAGACAAAAAAUGCAGGUAAGCAAAAGAUGUUGGCCUACUGUUGGUUUAAAGGGGACGUCGGUCGCAGAAAUUCCGUUGGUCCCGUUUUGCUUUAAUAUAAAUAGCAAAGUGCAAACAAGAAAGAUUACGAGUAGCAACU
Molecule: messenger RNA, 3557 nt
Organism: Photinus pyralis (common eastern firefly)
Lineage: Eukaryota; Metazoa; Arthropoda; Insecta; Coleoptera; Lampyridae
Exons: 4
Coding region: 111-3368 (1085 amino acids)
Cellular component (GO): extracellular region
Molecular function (GO): protein binding; chitin binding
Source: RefSeq, a predicted model, not a curated record